Molecule: messenger RNA, 2340 nt
Organism: Cajanus cajan (pigeon pea)
Lineage: Eukaryota; Viridiplantae; Streptophyta; Magnoliopsida; Fabales; Fabaceae
Source: RefSeq, a predicted model, not a curated record
AAAUAUUGAUACUAGUGAUACGGUGAGGAAUAAGAGGAGCAGUGGGAUGAGAGCGCGAAGGAAAGCAAGAGUUGUAGAAGAAACGAACAGAGACAGUGGUUCUCACUUUCCGCAAAGACGAAUCAAUCAAGCCACGCCAAAACCGCAAUUCAACCUUCCAAUUCACGACAUGUAACAAAACACCAAUCACUCUCUUUUCGCUUUCGCCGUUUCUUUAGCAAUCGAUUUCAAACUCCGUUUUCCGUUCGCGCAUGGCGUCGCGAAACGGCGCCACCAGAAAGCUCUCCUUCGAGGUCCUGGGCCGGAGCCUCUCCGCCGACGACGAAUCGGAUCCAACGACCGAGCGCAGCCGCAAGAAGCGCAAGAACCGCGCCUCCAAGAGGAAAAAGAAGCUUCUCGAUCGCGCCCAAUCCUUCGAUCCGCAUUCGGCGCCCUUCCGAAACGGAGAAGCCUGCAACGGAUUCGAGCUCAACGCUAGCAGGUACUGCGCCGGCGGGGGGAAGAGCGUGUGCGCGGUUGCGGCGGCGCGCGAGGAGGAUCGUGAGGCUCCGACGGCCGUGCGCGGCGGCAUCGAGGGGGUUAAUUUUGGCGAAUUGAGGCAGAGAAACGUGAGUAGUGCCUCUGAGGAUUUGGCGGCUUCGGUGGCGCACGACGAGGGUGGGACUGGGAAGGAGGAUGGUGGUGUGAGUGCGAGUGCGAGUGCGAGUGCGAGUCCGGUGGAGAAAGCGACGAACGAGCCUGAUAGGAAUGUGGCUACGAAAUUGGAGACGGUGGAAUCGUUGGACUGGAAGCGUCUCAUGGCGGAUGAUCCGAAUUAUGUGUUUUCAGUGGACAAGUCUCCUGUAGCAUACUUUUUGGAGGAAAUGCACAAUGGAAAUUCUUUACGGAGCACAACCACCCUUGGGAAUGAAAAAGAACGAGAGAAAGUUUAUGACACUAUCUUCCGCUUGCCGUGGAGAUGCGAAUUGCUUAUAGAUGUUGGCUUCUUUGUCUGCUUCGAUUCAUUUCUUUCAUUAUUAACUGUUAUGCCAGCGAGGAUCAUGAUGACUAUUUGGAGGCUUCUAAAGACAAGGCAGUUCAAGAGGCUGUCAACAAUGGAAAUUUCAGAUUUUGGCUGUUUUCUUAUUAUGAGUUCUGGAGUGGUUCUUUUGCAGCGAACAGAUAUCAGCUUAAUAUAUCACAUGAUCCGUGGUCAGGGAACAAUAAAAUUAUAUGUGGUCUACAAUGUUUUAGAGAUAUUUGACAAAUUAUGUCAAAGUUUUAAUGGGGAUGUGUUGCAAACAUUAUUUCUUUCUGCUGAAGGACUUGCAAAUUGCCCCCCAGAAAGUAUGAGAUUCUGGAUUUGGAGAUUUGUUUCUGACCAAGCUUUAGCUGUGGCUGCUUCAAUUGUUCAUUCUUUUAUCUUAUUAGCUCAGGCAAUCACUUUAUCAACCUGUAUAGUUGCUCACAACAACGCAUUGUUAGCUUUGCUGGUGUCCAAUAAUUUUGCUGAGAUCAAAAGCAAUGUCUUUAAGCGAUACAGCAAGGAUAAUGUUCACAGUUUAGUUUACUUUGAUUCCGUGGAGAGAUUCCACAUUUCAUCAUUCAUCUUAUUCGUUUUGGCUCAAAAUAUUCUGGAGGCAGAGGGUCCCUGGUUUGAAAGUUUUCUCGUUAAUAUCCUCUUGGUUUAUGUAUGCGAAAUGAUUAUUGAUAUUAUCAAGCAUUCAUUCAUUGCUAAAUUCAAUGACAUUAAGCCCAUCGCAUACUCUGAGUUCCUUGAAGAUCUAUGUAAACAGACUCUAAAUAUGCAAACUGAGGGUGCAAAGAAAAACUUGACUUUUGUUCCCCUUGCUCCAGCAUGUGUGGUUAUUCGAGUUCUUACUCCAGUAUAUGCUGCAAACCUUCCUCCCAAUCCCCUUCCAUGGAGGCUUUUCUGGGUGCUUCUUUUCUCAGCAAUGACCUAUGUUAUGCUCACAAGCCUCAAGGUUCUCAUUGGCAUGGGCCUACAGAAGCAUGCAUAUUGGUAUGUUAAUCGCUGCAGAAGGAAGAAUCAUCAUCUUCAUGCAGAUUAAUUUGGAAGACAAAAAUACCGCUGUCUUUGAGUUAAUGUGAUCUGUUUGCCCAAGGAUUCCUCCUCGUGCCCAAAGAACAUUUGCUGAAAGAUCACAAGAGAUAAUUCAGAACACUUGACUCCUGAAUUAUCAUCGAUGCUGGGCACAUACGGGAACACCUUUUGGUUUAUAUGACUUGAAGGUGAGCCUAUAGAUGGUUUCCCCUUCCAAUUUUGACAGCAAGAUAUAAUUUGAUUAUUACAGAAUAAUAAUAUAAUGUUAUAGGCUGCAUAGUUGCAAUGGAUUGUAA